UUAGUGGAAUGCAAGGCGGAAUGCGGAAGAUAACGGGCUUUCGCGACACCAAAUUAGUGAAGUAUUCCAAGUGCUCGAAAAGUUCGCAGCAUGAUGAUGAUCUUGAUGACGUCACGGUUGUCAACAGUGCUGCUCCAGAGAAUGUGAAAUAUGGAACAGCUGGGUGUGUUACCGCGAAUGGGCCGCGCGUCGUACCUGGCAUCAUCACGUCCAGUGGUGGCGAGAUGUCCUGUAUGGUCAGCAGCGAACGCCGUAGCGUGGCUGGUCCGACGACUCUACCGUAUAGUGGAGGGACUCCGGCCACUCCUUCAGGAACUAGUGACAAACAGGCUUUCGAUUCCAGGUCAUCCUUAAUUGACACCGUGACCCGCAGAGUAACAUCAUCGGAGCCUUACGCCUUUGUAAACAAAGCCCAUGUGGGAUCAGACCUUGAGAUCCCCAGGAAGACCAGAGAACUGAGACGGCGUGAAAUUAAGAAAGAUUUGGAAAAAUGGGAAACUAGUACUUCUGGCAGUGACCGUGCCAUGUGCAAGUGGACUUUCGUCUUUGAUCCAUCAGGUCGUCUCUGUUAUUACUGGUCUGUUGUGGUCAGCGUUGCCUUUCUGUACAACUUCUGGGUCAUCAUCUACAGAUUUGCCUUUCAAGAGAUCACUGUGGAUACAUUGCACGCAUGGUUUACAUUAGAUUAUCUAGCUGAUCUUAUUUACAUAUUAGACAUUGCUGUUCAUUUUAGGACAGGCUACUUAGAAGAAGGGGUUUUACAAACUGAUUCCCUCAAGUUGAGGCAACAUUACAUAAAUUCUACAAUGUUCUAUAUUGAUUGCUUGUGUCUUUUGCCAUUGGAUUGCCUAUAUCUAUCUAUAGGUUUCAACUCGAUUCUUCGCUGCUUCAGACUUGUUAAGAUCUACAGAUUCUGGGCGUUUUUAGACAGAACAGAGAGACACACAAAUUAUCCCAAUGUGUUUCGAGCACUGUCUCUUACGCAUUAUGUACUGGUGAUAUUUCAUUGGAAUGCUUGCUUAUUUCACAUCGUUUCCAAAAAUGGAGGUUUCGGAUCUCGUGACUGGUUUAGCCCAAGAGAUGCUCGUUGCAGCGAUGUUUUGUGCGAAUAUUUACACGGUUUCUAUUGGAGUACUCUCGCGCUGACCACUAUUGGGGACUUACCUCGUCCCCGAACUAGAGGAGAAUACCUGUUCCUAGUGCUGGAGCUUGUCAGUGGCUUAUUCCUUUUUUCGGCGGUUUUAGGACACGUAGCUAAUAUAGUAACUAACGUCAGUGCAGCAAGAAAAGAAUUCCAAGGUAAGAAUGUUUUCAUUAUAUUUCAUAGGUCGCAUAAUGCAUGUAUUAAUACCAUAAACAGCAAAACUGUCAUGCAAGCUUCUUUCUCAGAAUUUAUGCUUGAAUAA
Molecule: messenger RNA, 1406 nt
Organism: Stegodyphus dumicola
Lineage: Eukaryota; Metazoa; Arthropoda; Arachnida; Araneae; Eresidae
Product: cyclic nucleotide-gated channel cone photoreceptor subunit alpha-like
Biological process (GO): monoatomic cation transmembrane transport
Cellular component (GO): plasma membrane; intracellular cyclic nucleotide activated cation channel complex
Molecular function (GO): protein-containing complex binding; cGMP binding; intracellularly cAMP-activated cation channel activity
Source: RefSeq, a predicted model, not a curated record